Molecule: messenger RNA, 1115 nt
Organism: Mastomys coucha (southern multimammate mouse)
Lineage: Eukaryota; Metazoa; Chordata; Mammalia; Rodentia; Muridae
Gene: Dema1
Product: chromosome unknown C2orf74 homolog
Exons: 5
Coding region: 267-869 (200 amino acids)
Source: RefSeq, a predicted model, not a curated record
UACCCUUUGUGCCAUGGAUUUACUCUCUACCUACCUAGUUAGGUCAGGCCUGCGUUCAUCUUCUGAUUUAUCAUCUUGUUCUACUCCUGCUUCCUUGAGCUGCCGCCUUCACAGCACCUGGUUGUGACUCUAGGAAGCCAGCAGGGUGAGAUGGGAUAAAGAGCGCAGACCAUUCCUCCUGGAGAGAAGUCCUUAGGUACCCUGAUCCAGGCGAUUGAGAAAACAUAAAGAACAAGAAAUCUACAUUCAAACCGGGCUGAACAAAAAUGUUUGGGCAAAGCGAGGCUGGGAAAAUAGAGGAGACUUUAACAUCGAACACCAUGGCCUUUGAGACCACAGCGAUCAUGUUCUUCAUCAUCCUGCUUAUCUGCCUCAUUUGUAUCCUCCUCCUACUGGCAAUUUUUCUAUAUAAAUGUUACCAAGGUCACAACCAUGAGGAGCCAGUGAAGACUUUCUGUACAGGUGAGAACGAAGGUGAAGACUGCUUAGCUGUUAAUGCAGAGAUGGACAAACCCAGAGAUCAAGACAAGGUCCUACUGCACUUCGUAGACAUGGGCAUUCCAGUGAGGCCCAGCAUUCUUGUGCAAAGGCAGAGUAAGGAAGAGAUGGCCACAUCCGUAGGAGACAACAUCAAGGCAGAAGAGUAUAAAAACAGACAGACACAUCAGCCUGUGAAUGCUAGAGAAACCAACCAUGAGGAUGAGCUUGCUGAGAAAAUACCCAUACAUGUCCACAGAUCUUCAGUUUCGGGAAGCCAAAAAAGACCUUUAAAAGGAGUGACAUUUUCUAAGGAGGUGAUUGUUGUGGAUCUUGGAAAAGAAUACCCUACACCUCAAAGCUAUGCUCGAGAACAUAAGGAGAGGAAAUGAGGUGCAGGAAAAGCUGUUCGAGAAGUGUAACCUUUGACCAGCUUGGAUCGACUGAGGGUACUGGGUCGUGUCAAGGCAGCAGGAGGAUGAGAAGUGAGCAAAUACAGAUGGUAUUUUACCUUCGUGGAAGAAGAGAACUGUGCAAAAUUCUGUAUGUAAAAUACUGAGCUCGAAUAUAGUUUUUAACAAACAAAUCUGAAUUUAGUAGGUUGACUAUAAUAAAUAUCCUUAAAUGUCUGUCUAGCA